AUGACUAUAGUUCUGAAAACAAUUUUUGGCUCACUAGAUGAAGAUGAACUUACAGAAGACAUAAUAAAAAUAUUUAGUACUUCGAAUGUGCAAAUGUCGGUAAUUCCAACAAUAUCCGAAGAAACUGGAAACUUUCCUUUCUUGCAGAAAUUUUUGAAGGAAGCACCGUUAGAAGAAAUAACCAUAAGUAGAAUUUUACAUGAAACAUGGAGACUGUACGGUUUUCAAACAAAUAAUGAUGAUUGUGCACGAAUUGUCAACAUCCUAGCGGAAAUACGUUAUUUGUGGAAUGAGCUGAAAUCAUUGGUUGAUGCUAAUUUAUUUCGUUCCAAAUUUUACGAAUCUGAAACUUGGAAACUUCAAGCCGAACGCAAUAUUGGUAGCUUAAAAGAUGCAAUGAGGAAAGGCAACACGGCUGUACAUGGGCAAAUUUUAAGAGAAAUUGACAAAUUAGAUUUAAACAAUCUAACAUAUGAUGAUCCUAUAUGUAAUGGCGUAGUUGAUCUUAAAUGUGACCGUUUUCUCAUAAAUGAGGUUGAUUUUGACAUUCUUGUGAAUGGAGUCAUUGUGAAUUUGCAAAAUCUUAGAAAUUCUUCUAAAAAGAAAUGUAAAGCCGUCGAUCCCAACGAUUCCCCUCUACAUGAAGUCACAAUUAGAAUCGCAUUGAGACAUAAGAUAGACUGUUUUGAUUCUGGAAAGUAUUAUGCUGAGGGCGAUACUUCUGAUUCCGAACCUGAAUCUCAAAUUUCUACGCCUCAGUCUAAGAAUAAUGAUCUUUCGAAGAAAGCGCAUUCCGUGCAUUAUAAUCCUUUCGAUUCCCAGAUCGCGGAAAUAGAUUCAAUGUUGACAGGAAUGUUAGAUUAUCAGUACUGGCGCUAG
Entrophospora sp. SA101 is the source of this 879-nucleotide messenger RNA. The record is from the annotation of a GenBank genome assembly. NCBI's taxonomy places the organism in Eukaryota, Fungi, Glomeromycota, Glomeromycetes, Entrophosporales, Entrophosporaceae.